AUGCUACGAGUUGCUUCUACCCCUGUUCUGUGCGAGAGCCACAGUGACUGCAAGGGCUGCCAUGAACAACCCACCAAGAGAUCGAUCAGCCUGUUGAAGCUCCCCAAACUCCGUCUAGGACGCCGAAAGUCUUCCGCCACCUUUGAUUUGGAUCACGACGAGUGUUCUUCCAACCGCAGUAUGGAAGUCGUGGAGCGUGUUGUGGGAGGAUGCUUAAAGUUCCCCACACAAGCCAUGAGUGUGGCAGAGACAUAUGCUCCCCCCGUUGGCUUGGAUACCCGCGCCGUAUCGUUCGGGUCCAUGGAAGUUCUCAUCUUUCCUCUAACGCUUGGAGACAAUCCCGCGGUGAGCGUGGGACCUCCACUCGCCAUGGGCAAUGAACUGCACGCGCGACUACAGUUGAGUGUGGAGCAAUACGAACUGACGCGGCCCGCACGACGCACCAAGCCCGAACUGGCUGUGCCGAAAGCCAUUCGGGAAGACUGGUUGCGCGACGAAGGAUUUGCCCGCAGUCAAUGGAGACAAAUGGAAGAUGAACUGUUGGCCAUUAAAAAGUCUCGCAAAGCCAGUUCCAAGGGAUGCACUUCCGAGUUCUUUCUGCGGCUCUUUGGCACGGCCAGCAGCAGUAGACGACCCAAGAGGACUUCUGUUCUGCGCAAGUAA
This is a messenger RNA of Seminavis robusta, 663 nucleotides long. The record is from the annotation of a GenBank genome assembly. NCBI's taxonomy places the organism in Eukaryota, Bacillariophyta, Bacillariophyceae, Naviculales, Naviculaceae.